UCGUCGUAAGUGAAAUAUACAAAAGAGCGAGAUCCCCCUGCCCCGAUCUUCUGAUCCUCUAUCCAUACUCUCCCUCACGCCAAUUGUGCUCGCCAAGACACUGAUCUGCUUGAUCUUCUACUACCACCAUAGGUCAACAUGGGUGUCUUCGAUGUCAUUCGGGGUCGCAAGGACAGCCACAUCGUCGAGGACUUGGGCUACUCGGAAAGCCAUGAGCCCAAGAACCUAGGCGAUGGGCCAGAGAUCCCCCCAGCGGAGAACGAUAGCAGGCUCAGUUUGGAGGAACGCAAUGAGAGGAAUAUCCAGCUGCAUCCCGACGAGGUCACCAAGGAGGCUCAUCUGGGUGUGCAAAAGGCCGAGGCGUCGGCUAUGGUCUGGACUAAGCCUGCGCUGUUUGGGACUUAUGCCUGGAUCUGGGUCUGUUUCUUCAUGCUGGCCUUUCACUCCUCCAUCAACAGCAACGUCAUCAACAAAGCCUACAGCAGCUUCUCCUCCGCCCCCCAAAUCAGUACCUCCAACAUCCUGUACAGUGUCAUCGGUGGUGUGCUGAAACUCCCCAUCGCCAGGACUAUCAACAUCUGGGGUCGUGCUGAGGGUUACCUGGUUUUCAUCGGUGUCUACGUUCUGGGUCUGAUUAUUCUGGCCGCCUGCAACAACCCCGACUCCUACGCCGCCGGUUACGUGCUCUACUGGAUUGGAUACGAUGCCAUUUAUCUGAUUCUGCAGAUUUUCGUCGCUGAUACCUCCGGUCUGCGGAACCGUGCUUUUGCUUUCGCCUUUGCUAGCACGCCUUUUAUCUGCACUGCUUUUGUUGGUCCGCGGGCGGCUGAGUCGUUUAUCAACAUGACGAGCUGGCGUUGGGCGUAUGGUGCGUUUGCUAUCAUUCAGCCUUUCGUCUUUGCGCCGCUCGCUUUUGUCUUCAAGUACUAUGAGAAGAAGGCAGAGAGAAUGGGUUUGUACAAGCGUGAGCCCAGUGGUCGGACCCUCUCGCAGUCUAUCGUCCACUAUAUCCAUGAAUUCGACGUCGUCGGUGCAUUCCUGUUGAUGGCCGCUUGGGUCCUCCUCCUCCUCCCCUUCGGUCUGCAGCAAUAUGGCCGCUCCACCUACAGCAGCCCUACCUUCAUCGCCAUGGUUGUCGUCGGAUUCUGCCUGAUGUUCGUCUUCGCCGCCUGGGAGAAAUGGGGUGCUCGCGUGCACUUUGUCCAAUACGAACUCCUCAAGAAGCGCACCGUUCUUGGCGCCUGCUGUCUCUCCGCCGUCACCUACUUCAGUUUCUACUGCUGGGACCUGUACUACUACAACUUCUGCCUGGUCGUCUACGACCUCUCCAUUACCCUCGCCGGUUACAUGGGUCAGAUCUACAACGUCGGCUCUUGCUUCUGGGGUGUCGUCUUCGGUCUCUGGGUCCGCUACACCAAGACCUUCAAAAACACCUGUCUCUUCUUCGGUCUCCCCCUCCUCAUCCUGGGUGCCGGUCUCAUGAUCCACUUCCGUGGCCAAGGCGACCACGGCGACAUUGGCUACGUGAUCAUGUCCCAGAUCUUCAUCGCCUUCGGCGGCGGCACCCUCGUCAUCGGAGCCGACAUGGCCGUCAUGGCCUCCGCCGACCGCGAAGGUGUCCCCAUGAUGCUUGCCCUGCUGGGUCUCUUCAACAGUCUGGGUGGAUCCGUCGGCUACGCCGUCGCCGCCGCCAUCUACGCCAACACCUUCCCCGAUGCACUGCUCUCGAAUCUCCCCGAGUCCACCAAGUCCAAGUUCAACGACCUCUACACGACCGGUUACACCGAGCAGAUGAAGUACCCGCCUGGCGAUCCUACGCGUGAGGCUGCGAACCUGGCCUGGAGUACGAGUCAGUACUACGGUGCUAUCGCUGCGACGGCGUUCUUGGGACUCGCGAUUCCUUGUAUCGCGGUGUGGAAGAACUACCGCGUCGACAAGAAGCAGAACAAGGGUGUUGUUAUUUAAUUUCUUUUCGUGCAUAUUCCUUUUCUUUUCUCUCUAUUUUCCUUAUUUCUCUCCACUACUGAUGAGAUGAUACCCUCUUGGGACUCGCAAAAGCGGCAUAUAUAUUUUUUUUCUUUCUUUCUUUGGUUUGCACGUGCACUUGCAUAUAGAGGUGAUGAGUUGGAUUUGGAUUUAGAUUGGAUAUAUUACCACUUCCUGUACAAUGACCCCGGGUCUAUAGAGUAGACCGGACUGGCUGGACUUGACUGAAUAAUAGCUUAGCCUGAUGGCUUUGGCCUGAUGGCUGAUAUGUGGCCGUUAAUAAUAUUUAUUUCUGUGAUUUCGUGUACGAGUAGCAUGUUGUAUGCUGUACCACCACAGUGCUGAAUAAACCUUGGCUACUACGGUC
Molecule: messenger RNA, 2353 nt
Organism: Aspergillus glaucus CBS 516.65
Lineage: Eukaryota; Fungi; Ascomycota; Eurotiomycetes; Eurotiales; Aspergillaceae
Gene: sit2
Product: putative siderochrome-iron transporter
Exons: 3
Coding region: 139-1965 (608 amino acids)
Biological process (GO): transmembrane transport
Molecular function (GO): transmembrane transporter activity
Source: RefSeq, a predicted model, not a curated record